AAAGACAAGCCUCACUGGUCCACGCCCAUCUCUCAUUAUGGAAGGUGGAGGCAGGAUUUCGGAUCCCAGGAAACUUCGCUAUCUGGGUGACUGCUGACUAGCCCCGUUUUCCCGUCUGAAAAGGGACACCACAGCUCACGGUGUUGUUGGUAUUGGAUGCUGCGAUUCCUUUGGAAGAACACACUGAGACCCCAUCAAAGGAGAAGGCCGAGGCAUACUUUCUCAUUCACAUGGUUCUCUCCAUUCACAGAGUGCUCACCCGUUUGGCAAGCAGUGAGGCCUGAGAGAAAGGAGGGUAAGACACCGACUGUCCCGGACAAGAGCCCUCCCUUUGCCAUUUGUCAAGCUCUCAGGCCCCUCUGCUAGGCGGCAGAGACGGAAAUACAGCGGAAGAGGACGCUCAGUGUCCUCUCUCUGUCCCCCAGCUUUGCAGAUUCCAGCAGGCCAGAUUCAGAUGGGCUUGGUGUGGCGGGUCUAGCUGGGGACUAAUGCCCCAGAACCUUCGAGAGAAGAGCCAGGCCUACCCCCGACACCGACCUGGUAGCAACCCUAAAAGUCUCCAAGCCGUCCCAGCAGCAACCAUGUACACUUUCCUGCCUGACAAUUUUUCACCUGCCAAACCCAAGGCCACCAAAGAGCUGAGGCCUCUGCUGGGCUCGGCGUUAUUGGGACUGCUGCUGGUGCUGGCGGCCGUUGUGGCCUGGUGCUACUACAGCGCCUCGCUGCGCAAAGCUGAACGCCUGCGUGCAGAGCUGCUGGACCUGAACCGUGGUGGCUUCUCCAUCCGUAACCAGAAGGGUGAGCAAGUCUUCCGCUUGGCCUUCCGUUCGGGUGAGCUGGACCUUGACUCCUGCAGCCGGGAGGGUGCCCUGCUUGGCUGCUCCCGAACGGCCGAUGGGCGCCCGUUGCACUUCUUCAUCCAGACUGUACGACCCAAGGACACUGUCAUGUGCUACCGCGUGCGCUGGGAGGAAACCGCACCAGGGCUUGCGGUGGAGCACGCCAUGUUUCUGGGAGACGCUGCGGCGCACUGGUACGGUGGCGCAGAGAUGAGGACGCAGCACUGGCCUAUCCGCCUGGAUGGCCAUCAGGAGCCGCAGCCAUUUGUCACGAGCGACGUCUACUCUUCUGACGCCGCGUUCGGGGGCAUCCUCGAGCGCUACUGGCUAUCUUCACGCGCGGCCGCCAUCAAAGUCAAUGAUUCGGUGCCCUUCCACCUGGGCUGGAACAGCACCGAGCGGUCGAUGCGGCUGCAGGCACGCUACCACAACACCUCUUACAAGCCACCAGCUGGCGGUACUGCAGCGCCAGAGCUCAGCUAUCGCGUGUGCGUGGGCUCAGACGUCACCUCCAUCCACAAGUACAUGGUUCGGCGUUACUUCAACAAGCCAUCCAGGGUACCAGCAGCAGAGGCCUUCCGAGACCCCAUUUGGUCCACGUGGGCCCUCUACGGACGCGCCGUGGACCAGACCAAGGUGCUGCAGUUCGCCCAGCAGAUCCGCCAGCACCGCUUCAACAGCAGCCACCUGGAAAUCGAUGACAUGUACACACCCGCCUAUGGCGACUUCGAUUUCGACGAGGGCAAGUUCCCCAAUGCCACCGACAUGUUCCGCCGCCUGCGGGAGGCUGGCUUCCGCGUCACGCUUUGGGUGCAUCCGUUUGUCAACUACAACUCGUCGCGCUUCGGCGAGGGCGUGGAGCGUGAGCUGUUCGUGCGCGAGCCCACCGGCCGCCUGCCGGCGCUGGUGCGCUGGUGGAACGGCAUUGGCGCGGUACUGGACUUCACGCGCCCGGAGGCCCGAGACUGGUUCCAGGGACACCUCCGGCGCCUGCGCUCACGCUACAACGUGGCCUCCUUUAAGUUCGACGCGGGUGAGGUCAGCUACCUGCCCCGGGACUUCAGCACCUACAGGCCUCUGCCCGACCCCAGUGUGUGGAGCCGGCGGUACACCGAGAUGGCGUUGCCCUUCUUCUCGCUAGCCGAGGUCCGCGUCGGGUACCAGUCACAGAACAUCUCCUGCUUCUUCCGCCUGGUGGACCGCGACUCGGUCUGGGGCUACGACCUGGGGCUGCGCUCUCUUAUCCCUGCCGUGCUCACGGUCAGUAUGCUGGGCUAUCCGUUCAUCCUGCCGGAUAUGGUGGGUGGCAACGCGGUGCCGGAGCGCACAGCCGGCCGCCAAGAUGGCCCGGGGCCGGAGCGCGAGCUCUACGUGCGCUGGCUGGAGGUGGCGGCCUUCAUGCCUGCCAUGCAGUUUUCAAUCCCGCCCUGGCAGUACGACGCAGAAGUGGUAGCCAUCGCACACAAGUUCGCCGCCCUGCGCGCCUCGCUCGUGGCGCCGCUGCUGCUCGAGCUCGCCGGUGAGGUCACCGACACUGGCGACCCCAUCGUGCGCCCCCUGUGGUGGAUCGCACCGGGGGAUGAAACGGCUCACCGCGUCGACUCGCAGUUCCUCAUUGGGGAUACGCUGCUGGUGGCGCCGGUGCUGGAGCCUGGUAAGCAGGAGCGCGACGUCUAUCUGCCCGCCGGCAAGUGGCGCAGCUACAAGGGUGAGCUUUUUGACAAGACGCCGGUGCUGCUCACGGAUUACCCGGUCGACCUGGACGAGGUCGCCUAUUUCACCUGGGCGUCCUGACCCACUUCAGGACCUAGGGAUCCCACAGUCCUAACCCCAGCAGCCUUCAUGCAGAGUUUUAAUCCUUUACCACACCCGAAUGGUGCACCCUCAGGAAGUCCCCACCUCUCUUCCGCCUAGGAAAUGGGCACUGAUGUAAAAGUGCUCCAGCCAACAGCUGUAGGUGAGACCUGGGAAAAGUACCGAAAAAACCUCUUCCUGUCCCAGUGCACAAUCCUAACAGCCCCCAUGCCGGCCCGGACAUUGACUCCGAGUCUUCAGACACCUCUCCCCUGGGUUGGAGGCUCGAGAUCUCAGAGGACAAAGGUCUGUUCUUUCUGUUACACAGGGUCUGGUUUUAAAAGCACACAGAGAAACCUCUCCGUUCCCUGGCCUUUGUAGCCACAUUUGUCCUCUGAGACAAGGAACGGAUUCUUUUCAGAAGUUCCCAAAUAGUUUCCUACCAUAUUUAGAAAAUGUACCUUUAGCUGGGCGGUGGUGGCGCACACCUUUAAUCCCAGCACUUGGGAGGCAG
Messenger RNA from Onychomys torridus (southern grasshopper mouse), 3147 nucleotides. It is a transcript of the gene Myorg, whose product is annotated as myogenesis regulating glycosidase (putative). Gene Ontology annotation, molecular function: hydrolase activity, hydrolyzing O-glycosyl compounds. Gene Ontology annotation, biological process: skeletal muscle fiber development; carbohydrate metabolic process. The transcript has 2 exons. Lineage: Eukaryota; Metazoa; Chordata; Mammalia; Rodentia; Cricetidae. The coding region runs from base 489 to 2633 and encodes 714 amino acids. The record is from RefSeq and is a predicted model, not a curated record.